Molecule: messenger RNA, 3510 nt
Organism: Oncorhynchus gorbuscha (pink salmon)
Lineage: Eukaryota; Metazoa; Chordata; Actinopteri; Salmoniformes; Salmonidae
Exons: 16
Coding region: 1-3198 (1065 amino acids)
Source: RefSeq, a predicted model, not a curated record
AUGAAGGCUGAGCCCAUGAGAACCCGUACGUACCUGUGCAGUGACGAGUGUGACGCCUCCAACCCGGACCUGGCCCACCCUCCUCAGCUGAUGCAGGACCGCGAGCACACCGGCCGCAUCACCUACUGGCAGACAGUCACAUGGGCCCGUUAUCCAGAACCCCUCUUGGCCAACAUCUCCCUAGCCUGGAACAAGAGCCUGGAGCUGACGGACGACAUCGCCAUUACCUUUGAGUACGGCCGCCCCACCUUAAUGGUGCUGGACAAGUCCAUGGACCACGGCCGCACCUGGCAGCCCUACCAGUUCUACGCUGACGAUUGUCUCGAGUCCUUUAACAUGGCACCAAAGCGUGUCCCCGACCUAUCGCCUGCAAAUAUUACCCUUGUCAUCUGCACCGAGCAGUUCUCACGCUGGGUGGGAUCGAAGAACGAUAAGAACGUAAAGUUCGAGGUUCGGGAGCGCUUCGCAGUGUUCGCUGGGCCUAGGUUGCUCAACAUGGACAGCUUGUAUACCCGUAUGGAGAGUAUGAAGGGCCUGAGGGAAUUCUUUACCUUCACUAACCUCAGGCUGAGGCUGCUCAGACCGGCCCUGGGGGGAACCUACAUGCAGAGGGACAACCUGCUCAAGUACUUUUACGCCAUCUCCAACAUUGAGGUGCCCGCAAGGUGUAAGUGUAACCUGCAUUCGUCGCUGUGCCUGCUGCAAGAGGGGAACCUUCAGUGUCAGUGUGAACACAACACCACGGGACAGGACUGUCAGCGCUGCAAGAAGGGCUUCAAGGCCAAGUCUUGGAAAGCUGGCUCCUACCUGCCCACACCCAAUGGAUCUCCCAACACCUGUGCAAUCGCCGGUGCCCCCACAGGCGGUGGAUCUAAGCCCAUCCUUUCAACCGAGGCCACAACCGACACCACCACCACUCCCCCAACAGAGCCCCCUGUUACGGACCCUGAGCCUCCCCUCAUUUCCACCAUCACCCCCACCGAUUCCCCUCCACCACCUCCAAUUAUAGAGGAAAAACGUACAACUUCCAUCUACAUUACCACAGAGGCCACGCCCCCUACAACCACCCCUCAGUCUAUAACAGAGGAGUCCACACCACCUCCACCAAUCAUGGAGGAGCUCACGUCACCGUUCCUGACCGAAAGCACUGCCCCUGUCACAACACCGCCCCCAACGGAGCUGCCUAAGCAAAUGGUUGUAGAGAGUGAAGAAGAUGCUAAUAGUGAAGUGGCAGAAGAUGCAGGAGAGACUGAGAUUCCCUCUGAAAAAGAGGGUGAGGAAGAAGAGAUGAAGGAGAAAGAGAGGGGGGAAGAGACUGAAGAAGUCACCUCCAAACCUGCUGAAGCAGAGGACAAUGCGAAGAGUGAUACUCCCUCUAAGAUAGGACUAAAGAAAGAGGGAGUGGAGGAGAAAGAGGGAGUGGAGGAGAAAGAGGGAAUGGAGAAGAAAGAGGAAAAGACUGAAGAAGUCACCCAAAAGCCUGAAUCAGUGGACUCUGGGAAAAGAGAAAAGCCCUCUGGCAAAGAUGAGCGGAUGGUGGAGAAAAAGGAAAAGAAAGAGACGACAACAGAGAAGGAGAGAAAUAAAGGUCCCCCCCAACCUGAGGCAGAGGGCCCUGGAGAGAGUGAGAGCCCCUCUGAGGGACUCACAGGUCCCCCCCAACCUGAGGCAGAGGGCCCUGGAGAGAGUGAGAGCCCCUCUGAGGGACUCACAGGUCCCCCCAACCUGAGUUCCCCCCAACCUGAGGCAGAGGGCCCUGGAGAGAGUGAGAGCCCCUCUGAGGGACUCACAGGUCCCCCCCAACCUGAGGCAGAGGGCCCUGGAGAGAGUGAGAGCCCCUCUGAGGGACUCACAGGUCCCCCCCAACCUGAGGCAGAGGGCCCUGGAGAGAGUGAGAGCCCCUCUGAGGGACUCACAGGUCCCCCCCAACCUGAGGCAGAGGGCCCUGGAGAAAGUGAGAGCCCCUCUGAGGGACUCACAGGUCCCCCCCAACCUGAGGCAGAGGGCCCUGGAGAGAGUGAGAGCCCCUCUGAGGCAGAGGGCCCUGGAGAGAGUGAGAGCCCCUCUGAGGCAGAGGGCCCUGGAGAGAGUGAGAGCCCCUCUGAGGCAGAGGGCCCUGGAGAGAGUGAGAGCCCCUCUGAGGGACUCACAGUUCCCCCCCAACCUGAGGCAGAGGGCCCUGGAGAGAGUGAGAGCCCAUCUGAGGCAGAGGGCCCUGGAGAGAGUGAGAGCCCCUCUGAGGGACUCACAGUUCCCCCCCAACCUGAGGCAGAGGGCCCUGGAGAGAGUGAGAGACCCUCUGAGGGAGAAGGAAAGGAGGAGGAAGUGGUAAAGAAGGAGAUUGGGGCAGAAGCCCCUCCAAUGCCUGAAGUGGAGGGGAUGGGUGGCACACAGGAGACCGGGAAACCCUCUGAGAAAAAGGAGGGGAGGGAGGAGGACACAGGAAAAAAGACUGAAGAGGAAGUUCGCGAAUCACCUGAGUGGGGAAGCUUGGGUCAGGAGACCUUGGAGCCCCCUGUGAGAGAAGAAGAGAAGAAGAAGUGGGAGGAGGAAGAGAGUGAAGAGGAGAGAGAGUAUUCAAAGAAGAAAGGGAUUCUCAAGCUCUUGAUCUCAGGAGGAGAGCCCCAGGCCAGACAGUUGUAUGGGAUCAUAUAUGAUGAUUUCAAAGACUGUGAGUGCUACGGCCACUCUAACCGCUGCAGCUACAUAGACUACCUGAACAUCGUAACGUGUGUCAGCUGCAAGCACAAUACAAGAGGACAGAACUGCCAGCACUGCAGACUGGGCUACUUCAGAAAUAACUCAGCUGAACUGGAUGAUGAGGGUGUCUGCAUCGAGUGUAACUGUAACCAGAUGGGUUCUGUCCAUGACCGGUGUAAUGGGACAGGCUUCUGCCAGUGUAAAGAUGGCACUACAGGGCCCAAGUGUGACGACUGUUUCCCUGGGUACUACUGGAAACAAGGCUGCUACUCUAAUGUGUGUGACGAGGAGCUGCUCCUGUGCCAGAAUGGUGGGACGUGCUCCCAGAACCAGAAGUGUAUCUGUCCUCCAGAGUUUAAGGGUGUGCUGUGCCAACAGUCCCGCUGUGAGGGGGGCAAGGCCUGUAACACCGCCUCCACCCUCCACCUCCUGGCCCUCAUCCCCCUACUGCUCUGCGUCCUGCUACCACACCUUUUGGCCACAUUAACUGCACACUGAGUCACCUGCUGCCUCCUCAAAUACAGGGGUAACUGUUGUGUGUGUGGGCAACCCCAGAGAGGGAAGAGUGGGAAAGGCCUGCUUGCUGGCCAAGGACCCUAUGAGCACACACAAACAUCACAAGACUGUUACUGACUCGGGGAACCCCCCCUGUUGUGAGACUUCAGAGGAAGACUGAGGAAAAUCAAGACAACCAACCCACUGUCUCUCCCUUUAUACGAGAGACCUGGAGAAAUCGCAUACCAAAAAGCAUUAUUAUUACUAUUAAACAAACAAAUGAGAACACUUUAAAUCAUUACUGUUCACUAUGAA